Perognathus longimembris pacificus (Pacific pocket mouse) is the source of this 2294-nucleotide messenger RNA. It is a transcript of the gene Bpnt2, whose product is annotated as 3'(2'), 5'-bisphosphate nucleotidase 2. Gene Ontology annotation, biological process: skeletal system development; phosphatidylinositol phosphate biosynthetic process. Lineage: Eukaryota; Metazoa; Chordata; Mammalia; Rodentia; Heteromyidae. The coding region runs from base 256 to 1335 and encodes 359 amino acids. The record is from RefSeq and is a predicted model, not a curated record. The transcript has 6 exons. Gene Ontology annotation, molecular function: 3'-nucleotidase activity. Gene Ontology annotation, cellular component: endomembrane system.
CUUUCACCUCCCGGCCGUCGGCUAACGUGGAAGUCCGACUCGCCGGGGAGCGUUCGGGACCGCGUUGCCCCGGGGAGUCGGGGCGCGCGGGGACGGGCGACCGAGGUCUUGGGGGUGCGGCUCCCGGAGGGAGCGAUGGGGCGCGCGGCCGCCGGGGAGCGGGCGCCGGCGUAAGCGCACGCGGCACCGGCGGCGGCGGGCGCGGGGAGGCCUGAGCGGGCCACCGCCCGGAGCGCCCGGCCUCCCGCACGCACCAUGGCCCCCAUGGGCAUCCGCCUGUCCCCGCUGGGGGUGGCCGUGUUCUGCCUGCUGGGGCUCGGCGUGCUCUACCACCUCUACUCGGGCUUCCUGGCCGGCCGCUUCAGCCUCUUCGGCCUGGGCGGCGGCGAGCUGGGCGCGGCGGGGCCCGCGGGCGCGGCCGAGGCGGGCGCCGUGGUGGACUUGCGCGAGAUGCUGGCGGUGUCGGUGCUGGCGGCGGUGCGCGGCGGCGACGAGGUGCGGCGCGUUCGCGAGAGCAAUGUCCUCCACGAGAAGUCCAAGGGGAAGACGCGCGAGGGAGCCGACGACAAGAUGACCAGCGGCGACGUGCUGUCCAACCGCAAGAUGUUCUACCUGCUCAAGACCGCCUUCCCCAGCGUGCAGAUAAAUACUGAAGAACAUGUGGAUGCAGCUGAUAAGGAGGUUAUCUUAUGGGAUCAUACAAUUCCUGAGGAUAUCUUGAAGGAGAUAACUACGCCUAAAGAGGUCCCAGCAGAGAGUGUUACUGUCUGGAUUGACCCUCUUGAUGCUACACAGGAAUAUACCGAGGAUCUUCGAAAGUAUGUCACAACUAUGGUGUGCGUGGCUGUAAAUGGUAAACCUGUACUAGGAGUUAUUCAUAAGCCAUUUUCUGAAUAUACAGCUUGGGCAAUGGUAGAUGGUGGUUCAAAUGUGAAAGCACGCUCUUCCUACAAUGAAAAGAUCCCACGAAUCAUUGUAUCCCGUUCCCAUUCUGGGAUGGUCAAACAGGUUGCUCUUCAGACAUUUGGAAACCAGACUACAAUCAUCCCAGCUGGUGGUGCUGGUUAUAAAGUCUUAGCACUCUUGGAUGUGCCCGAUAAAAGUCAAGAAAAAGCUGACCUGUAUAUCCAUGUGACGUACAUCAAAAAGUGGGAUAUCUGUGCUGGCAAUGCCAUCCUAAAAGCCCUCGGGGGACAUAUGACCACCUUGAAUGGUGAAGAAAUCAGUUACAUUGGGUCUGACGGCAUUGAAGGGGGACUUCUUGCUAGCAUCAGGAUGAACCAUCAGGCUCUGGUUCGAAAACUCCCAGAUCUAGAAAAGACAGGACAUAAAUAAGCAGAACUGACCUCAGGGGCCAGUGUCCCCAGAGCUGAACUGGUCGGCUUCAGCUGCUCAGUGUCAGAGGGUUGGUAGAGUCUAUGCAUGGUUAAGGCCAUCCUGGACUUUUUUAAGUAUUUAUGAAGCAUCAGAGACUUAUUUUCCCUGUAAUAGGAUACAAAGUCAGGGAAAGUGGGUUGCUUCGUGUCUCAAGUAUUGUCUUUAUUUUUGAGACUAUUUUCGUACAGUUGUCAUACACAAGGCGCAUAUAUAUUUGUGAAUUAAAAUCUAUAGCUGAGUCUACAUUAUGAGCCACCAUUUUCACACAUCAUGAAUCUUCAUUAUUUGUUAAUAACUUUCAUAUACAAUUGUGUUGACGGAAGGAUUGAUUUUGUGUAGAUGUUUGAUGUAACUUUGCUCACUAAAAAUAAAGUAACUGAGGAUUUUUACUUCUGAUGGAAAGCACAAGAAGCUUCACAUUCAUUAACAUGCAACAUGUGCUCUAUUCAUCUACUAUUUCUAUGGAUUAAAAUAGAAAAAGUUCAAAUUGAUUUUUUUUCUCUGAAAUUUUAGCAGGUUCACCAGCCAGUAGAAAAUAUACACAUGAUGGUUUGCAUUAUAAUUGAUGUGUGUAUGUGGUAUGUGUGUAUGUGUGUGUGUUUUCUGUUCUGUUCUGAUAAAGGAAAUUGUUUUACCGAUGGGGUUCAACAUUUCUGUCAUCUUUUGUGGAUUUUCAUUUCCCUGUGGAAGAUGCAUGCUUCCAUCUAUUUUUCCUGAUUCCUUCCUGACCAGCAUUUAGUCUUGGGUUUUAGGUUUCAGAUUUAACACUACAUAGAGGAAUAAAAUAACCCUAUAAGGCAUUGUAAGAAAGCAAGUCAUUCUAUUAUAAUUGAAAAUUACUUGACAUUAUGUGAAUUGAAAUAGUUCUCACUCAUUUUCAGGAACUUUAUUUGAGUAUAAAGUUCUAAAACCUUUCC